AAGAUGUAAGAGACAAGUUGAGAAACAUUCAUCUCGCUUAUUUUCCUCCCAACAUGACUUCGUUACUGCAACUAAUAGACCAAGGCAUUAUCUACAACAUGAAACCACAUUACAGAAAACGAAUUUUAACGAAUAUAUUGACUCAAGUGGAUGAGGGAAAUUCUGUUAUGGCCAUAGACUUGCUGCAAGCAGUUCGAAAUCUUAGCAAUGUAUGGAAUGUCUAUGUUAAACCAGAAACAAUUGCCAACUGUUUUAAAAAGGCUGGAUUUUCAAAAGAUGCUAUGCAGAUUCCAUUUGAGCAUUGGGAUGAAGAGGACCUUCUUUCAAUAUCGGAUUUGGCUGCUUUACAGUCUUCAUUUAAAAAAGUAGCAAAUAUCGAAGCAUCGUUUGAUGACUACGUAAAUGUUGAUAAUGGUGUGCAGACUUGGGACAACCCAUCCGAAAAAGAUAUUCUCAACAGCAUUUUUGAAAGUCCAGCUGAACCUGAUAACGAUGAACACGAUUUGACCGUUGAAGAAUUGGCAGAAACUGAGGAGGCAUUACCUACGUUGAUACAAGCUGCUUCAUCCAUUAGCGUAAUUAGAACCUUUGUGGAAAUGAGGAGUGACGUGCCGAUUAAUGUUUUCAACUCUCUACAUGAUUUGGAAGCUUUUAUUGAAAAUGAAAAAUGGAAGACUGUAAUUCAAACCAAACUCACUGAUUAUUUUAAAUAAAGUUACAUAAAAAAUCAAUGUUUCUUUAUAAUGAAGUUUCUAUAUAGUGAAGUGAUUUUCAGGUCCCGUGCGAAUUCACUAUAUGGAAG
This is a messenger RNA of Anastrepha ludens (Mexican fruit fly), 802 nucleotides long. RefSeq names its product tigger transposable element-derived protein 6-like. The transcript is spliced from 2 exons. Bases 54 to 713 code for a protein of 219 amino acids. Gene Ontology annotation, molecular function: nucleic acid binding. The record is from RefSeq and is a predicted model, not a curated record. Lineage: Eukaryota; Metazoa; Arthropoda; Insecta; Diptera; Tephritidae.